Delphinapterus leucas (beluga whale) is the source of this 4836-nucleotide messenger RNA. RefSeq names its product sphingomyelin phosphodiesterase 4 (gene SMPD4). Gene Ontology annotation, molecular function: sphingomyelin phosphodiesterase D activity. Gene Ontology annotation, biological process: glycerophospholipid catabolic process; sphingomyelin catabolic process; ceramide biosynthetic process. The record is from RefSeq and is a predicted model, not a curated record. Lineage: Eukaryota; Metazoa; Chordata; Mammalia; Artiodactyla; Monodontidae.
CUCGCGUCCCGGCGGCCACCCCGAACUUCCGCCGAAACCAGCUCUGUUCCCACGCGAGCCCCGGUCCUCGGGCCGGGCCGGCAGGGCGCCGAGGGCCGGACUGCGCCCUCCCGUCGCCUUCCCGCGCACCUCGCACGCCCCACCCCGGUGGGCCCGCGGUUAACGUUCGCUGCGCGCGGUGGAGGAGGGAGAGUCUGGGACUCAGCGAGCGGUGUGGAGGGAGCGGGGUGGGUCUCGGCCCCGGCCCGACCCGAUCCUUCCUCGCCUCCCCCGGUGUGGGCCGUCUUUGCGGAGCCUCAGUUUCCGCGUCUGUGACACGGGGGCCCCGGCGCUCCCUUCACGGGGCAGUAGUGAGCGGCAGGCGGAAGCACGCCCCGCUCGCAGCGCGGCCAGAGGGAGGCCCUGGCGAGAUUGGCGUUGACGGGGCUGCAGCUCACGGGAGGGACCCCGAAAGCGGAUCGGAAGCCGCUCCUGAAGGCAGCGGGUGUGGAGGUGGCGGGAUGAAGCGGAGGCUGGGCACACAGCGCAGGCGGCGUGGCGGGGAGACGCUGCCCUCUCCCCAAGGAGGGGCGCUUGGGCGCCUCGGGCUCAUUCCUUCAGCCGCUACCUCUGCAAACUUGCUCUAAGCAAGGAGCAGCAUUUAAUUCAUCAUCUCUAAAGCUCUGCCCUUAGCAAACAGUUCAGGGUUUUAUGUCGCUUUGAUCGUUUUGGAGUAGUGCAGUGUUCCCUGGACCACUUGGUUAAGGACUGAAACGUUUUAUUUAAGUCAUCCUUAAAACUGAAACCCAUAGCUAGUUUAAUUAGGAGUUGAACAGUCUCAGUGUUACUGAACUCAGACUCGGCUCCUCCCAGCUCAAAAGCCAAUACUCCAGAGACAAGUGUUGGUACAAAGGAAAGGUUGCUUUACUCAGAAGGCCAGCAACCGGGUAGAAGGUGGAUUGGUGUCCCAGAACGCACUCCAAAGAUUCUGCUCAGCCGUGACAGUUUUUAAAGGGAAGAAGGGAAAGAAUCUCAGAAUCGAGGCAGAAGGUCAAGCUCUGCGUCAUUUUCCAUUGGGUGUGGACUGGCUGACUCCUCAUGAGCUUUCUUCAGAUGUUAUCUUGCCUGCGUGAUCUCCUGCCGGAUUGCACAGGGAGAAGCUGGGGCAGCACCUAGAAGAGUGUUUGAAUGACCAGAGACAGGAAUCUUGGAUGGCUGUCUAGAAUCCUGCCUGCCUGCCACCGAGGAUUAAAUGAGAAAUGUAUGGAGAACCCUCAGAACCAGGCCUGGCAUGUGGCAAGUGCCACACAAGCUUAACCAAGUGUUCCCAAGGGCUCCCUGCCACAGACCUGGCUCCGGGGCUGGACCCUGUGGACGGCAGGCACUGGUCCUCUAAGACGGCCCGUCUGGACCCUGCCCAGGAGGCUGCCAUGGCCUUCCCCCACCUGCAGCAGCCCAGCUUCCUGCUGGCUAGCCUGAAAGCCGACUCUAUAAGUAAACCCUUUGCACAGCGGUGCCAAGACUUGGUUAAAGUCAUCGAGGACUUUCCAGCAAAGGAGCUGCAUGCCAUCUUCCCAUGGCUGGUUGAGAGCAUUUUUGGCAGCUUGGAUGGCGUCCUGGCUGGGUGGAACCUCCGCUGCUUGCAGGGCCGCGUGAGCCCUGUGGAGUACAGUAUCGCCAUGGAAUUCCUAGACCCCGGGGGCCCAAUGAUGAAGUUGGUUUAUAAACUUCAAGCUGAAGACUAUAAAUUUGAUUUUCCUGUCUCUUACCUGCCUGACCCUGUGAAGGCGUCCAUCCAGGAGCGUGUUCUCCCCGACAGCCCUCUGUACCACAACAAGGUCCAGCUCCCCGCAACCGGGGGCCUUGGCCUUCACCUGGCCCUCAAUCCAUUCGAGUAUUACAUGUUCUUCUUUGCUUUGAGCCUCAUCACUCAAAAGCCGCCCCCCGGGGCCCUCCACGUCCGCACUUCAGACUGCGCCUACUUCAUCCUGGUGGACAGGUACCUGGCGUGGUUCCUGCCCACAGAAGGCAGCGUGCUCCCCCCUCUCUCCUCCAGCCCGGGGGGGCCCAGCCCCUCACCGGCUCCCAGGACGCCAGCCGUGCCUUUUGCGUCCUACGGCCUGCACCACACCAGCCUCCUGAAGCGACACAUCUCUCAUCAGACGUCUGUGAAUGCAGACCCCACCUCCCACGAGAUCUGGAGGUCGGAGACGCUGCUCCAGGUUUUUGUUGAAAUGUGGCUUCAUCAUUAUUCUUUGGAGAUGUACCAAAAAAUGCAGUCCCCUCACGCCAAGCUGGAGGUCCUGCACUACCGACUCAGUGUCUGCAGCGCCCUCCACAGCCCUGCCCAACCCAGCCUCCAGGCCCUCCACGCCCACCAAGAGUCCUUCAUGCCCACCGAGGAGCAUGUGCUGGUGGUGCGGCUGCUGCUGAAGCACCUGCACGCCUUCGCCAACAGCCUGCGGCCCGAGCAGGCCUCGCCCUCUGCCCACUCCCACGCCGCCAGCCCCCUGGAGGAGUUCAAACGGGCCGCCGUCCCGAGGUUUGUCCAGCAGAAGCUCUACCUCUUUCUGCAGCACUGCUUUGGCCACUGGCCCCUGGACGCGUCGUUCAGAGCUGUCCUGGAGAUGUGGCUGAGCUACCUGCAGCCCUGGAGGUACGCGCCUGAGAAGCAGGCCCCGAGCAGCGACUGCCAGGCCCGGAGUGUGUCAGAGAGAUGGGCGCCCUUCGUGCAAGAGAACCUGCUUGUGUACACCAAGCUCUUCCUCGGCUUCCUGAGCCGCGCACUGCGCACGGACCUCGUCAGCCCCAAGAACGCACUCAUGGUGUUCCGCGUGGCCAAGGUCUUCGCGCAGCCAAACCUGGCUGAGAUGAUCCAGCGGGGCGAGCAGCUGUUUCUGGAGCCCGAGCUGGUCAUGCCCCACCGCCAGCACCGGCUCUUCACGGUGCCCACGUUCACUGGCAGCUUCCUGUCGUCAUGGCCACCAGCCAUCACCGACGCCUCCUUCAAGGUGAAGAGCCACGUGUACAGCCUGGAGGGCCAGGACUGCAAGUACACCCCAAUGUUCGGGCCCGAGAUCCGGGCACUGGUCUUGCGUCUGGCUCAGCUUAUCACACAGGCCAAGCAGACGGCCAAGUCCCUCUCUGACCAACAUGGGGAGAGCACGGCCGCCCGUCCCUUCCUGUCGUGGCUGGGCUUCUACCCCGCGGACACCAAUGGCUCCUACCCAGGCAAUGACCUGGAUGAGAUGGGGCAGGACAGCGUCCGCAAGACGGACGAGUACCUGGAGAAGGCCCUGGAGUACCUGUGCCAAGUGUUCCGGCUCAGCGAGGCCCAGCUCGCCCAGCUCACACUCGCCCUGGGGACCACGCAGGAUGAGAACGGGAAGAAGCAGCUCCCAGACUGCAUCGUGGGGGAGGACGGACUCAUCCUCACACCCCUGGGCCGGUAUCAGAUCAUCAACGGGCUUCGGCGCUUUGACAUCGAGUACCAAGGAGACUCGGAGCUGCAGCCCAUCCGGAGCUACGAGAUUGCCAGCCUGGUCCGAGUGCUCUUCCGACUGUCCUCCGCCAUCAACCGCAGGUUCGCAGGUCAGAUGGCGGCCCUGUGUUCGCGGGCCGACUUCCUCGGCAGCUUCUGUCGCUACCACCUCCUGGAGCCUGGGCUGUCGGACAGGCGCCUGCUGAGCCCCGUGGGGCGGGGGCAUGCGGCCAGCCUUGCCCGGGGCCCCCGGCUCAGCCUGCGCUUCCUGGGCAGCUACCGGACGCUGCUGGCCCUGCUGCUGGCCUUCUUCGUGGCCUCUCUGUUCUGCAUCGGGCCCCUGCUCUGUGCCCUGCUCCUCGUGCUGGGCUAUGUCCUCUAUGCCACGGCCAUGACACUGCUAACCGAUCAGGGCAAGCUGCACCAGCUCUGACUGCAGGCCGGCCACCACCCCCAGGCACCAGGGAGGCCACUCUGCACCCAACACCUGUCACCUUCGUGCUUCCAGGGGGCGUUUUCUUGCAGCCCUGGAACCAUCUGAAGAGAACCUGAAAAGCGAGGGCAGGGCCAGGCAGAGAGGUAGCCACACGGGGCGGGCAGCCUGCCGGCCCUGGGCCUCCCCGUUUCCUCAGCCAGAGGGCCUGCAGGGCGACGCCUUUCUCUUCCUCAGCGUGUGAAGCUCAGGAGCUGGGCCUCCCCGGAUGGCCUGCGGCCUCUGCCUUUGCCGCCCUGGAGGUGGGCGGUGAGACCCCAACAUGGGAACCCAGCCUCUGGCUCCAGAAAAUAAUCAGGCCCUAAAAGAGAGCCCUAAGAAAAUUAGACAAUGGUUCUCUGUUUCAUGAUUUUAAACCUGAUUUUGCUACCACGUUUGGCAAAGUUAGGGCCACUGUAUUUUCCCAGUAGUUCCAAGUCUGGGCCAUAUGCCUGCUUUUGAGGAGAGACCCUCCGAGAACACAGAUGCCCCCAGGCCACAGAGCAGGUCGUCAGGGCUGUCACCACCUUGUUCCCUGUGGGUGGUCUACAACCAAAGAUGGUCAAAAGCAUCAUUUGUAUCCUCAGUCAAAUCAAGCACUCAAAGACACUGAUUUUUUGGUAAGAUUUAAAUAUCCAAAGUAUAUGACAAAUGCGAGUUCACUGUCAGAAAUCCUCACAGCAUCUCACACGCGUUUCAUUCUACAGAUGACGCACCAGGGAGAACUUUUCAACUGAGAUUUUUAAAAGCCUUAGUCUUUGGUGUAUUUUUUUAAGUUUUCAAACUGUAAGUAUUGGGCUUUGUAUUUUGAUGUAAACUCGGAGUAGUGGCAUUUGGGGCCUGUGACCAGUAACCAAACCAAACUUGUAGCCGACCACGGAUCUGAAUAAACCUGUUCUCGGUC